AUGUCUUUACAGAAUACCUACCAAAAACAAAAUUAUAUCUGUUUUUGGGAAGGGUGUGAACAUCGGUUUAAUAACGUUAAAGAACUCAUAAUACAUUUAAAAGAAAUUCACAUAAAGAUUUUGAGUAUUGAAUCACCAUUAUUUCAUUGUCAAUGGGGGGAUUGUAAAAGUGAUGAAUCUUCACAAGAAAAUUUACUUAAUCAUGUAAUGGAAAAGCAUUGCAAUUUAUCGACUCAACAAUCAUCACAAAUGCAAUCACAACAGUCAAGCUUAGAACAGACUUCAACGAUCAGCAAACAGGUUUCAACGGAAUCAACAAUGAACCAGAAAUCAACAUUACAAAAUAUUUCUGAAUCGGUUCAGCAAAAACCGGACACACAGUUAGAAUUACAAUCGAACCAACAGAAUCAACAAAUUGAAGAAAGCCAGAGAAUGGUUUGUACGCAGAUCCAGAAACUUCAAUUGGACACAGUACCACCUGACAGCUCACGACAAGUCAAUACUGUUGAGACAAAAGAAAUAGUAAUUAUAGACGACGACGAAUCCACCGUUUAUAAGCCCACACAAGUGGCUAAUACGGUUUCUGCUACACAACAAGCCACAAAUAACAGGAUUCCUGUAAUGCGAGGGUUUGACAUAAGGCCAAGGCAAAUGGCACAGACACAACAUUUUUCAUAUCUCCCAGCAACUCAAGGACAUUCAGUUCCAAAUCAGGUUCAGACGUCAAGUCAACAUUUUCAGGUUUCGAGUCAGAUGGCUCAAGUUCCGAGUCAGAUAGCUCAAAUUCCGAAUCAGAUGGUACAAGUUUCGAGUCGAAGGACGCAAGUUCCGAAUCAAAGGGCGCAAGUUCCGAGUCAAAGAACGCAAGUUCCGAGUCAGAGAGUGCAAAUUCCGAACCAACGUGUUCAAAUGGGAGCAAACACAUCACCAUAUAAUAGCAAUCUUAGAUAUCAUUCAGCACAACAAGGCGCCAACAUGAUUCGUCCUUCACAACAGAUUUCUCAUUCAUCAGGUUUACCAUUGGUGCAGACACAUCAAGAUGGGAAUGUUAUUAGGAUUAUACAACAAGAAAAUGACAUGUUGCGAAGGGCGAAUGUUGCACUUCAAGAAUCUCAUUCAAAACUUAUGAGAGAAAAUGAACAAUUAAUAAUAGAAUUACAAAAUCUGAAAGCGAAAAUUGCAGUGCAAGAAGCACAGCCAAGGUAUAAUAACGAAAAUCUAAUAACUGAGCUGCAAAAGAUGAAAACGCAGCUUAUGCUUCAGGAUUCACAAUUAAAAAUGACCGAAGAGGAGCUUGUCUAUCAUAAAAGAAUCACAAGUCUUAUAACGGAGCAAAACCGCCGGGCGGAUUCCAAGCUGAGAUCAAUCUGGGUAGAUUUGUUAUGUCAAAAAGCCCGUGCAAAAUUGAAUAAUGAAAAAAUGAUGACGGAAAGAAGCGCCUUAAAAAGAACUAGAGAAGAAAAUGACAUGCAAGAUUCGAUAACAGGUACAAUUCCGAAAAGGAGCAGAGAAAAUGAAGAGAGUAGUAAGGAUGAAGCUUUAGAAAAAUCAAAAGGUACCAAAGGAAUAGAUGAAAAUAAUAACAAUCAAGAAAAGAUGGAUAUAGAACCGUCAGAAAGGUCCGAUUCAACAGAGUGUGAUAUAAGUGUUAUCACAGAAGCUUACGUUUGCCAAUGGAAUGGAUGCGGAAAGGUAUUUAGAACAAAACUAGCACUCAAAGCACACAUUCCAUCUGAACAUAUAGGAGUCGGAAGUUUACGUGUUCGUGUUGACAAACCAUAG
This is a messenger RNA of Dentiscutata erythropus, 1782 nucleotides long. NCBI's taxonomy places the organism in Eukaryota, Fungi, Glomeromycota, Glomeromycetes, Diversisporales, Gigasporaceae. The record is from the annotation of a GenBank genome assembly.